Musa acuminata AAA Group (dessert banana) is the source of this 1936-nucleotide messenger RNA. RefSeq names its product protein WHAT'S THIS FACTOR 1, chloroplastic-like. NCBI's taxonomy places the organism in Eukaryota, Viridiplantae, Streptophyta, Magnoliopsida, Zingiberales, Musaceae. The transcript is spliced from 2 exons. The coding region runs from base 554 to 1936 and encodes 460 amino acids. Gene Ontology annotation, molecular function: RNA binding. The record is from RefSeq and is a predicted model, not a curated record.
UCUUCUUUCCCGUUAAGCCAAGCCCUAGCCCUCUCUCUCACUAUCGGUUUCCUCCAGUGAGGCGGACUCCUGCCCGGAAGAGCUCGUUGUCUGCUCGACGACCUUGGCCAACCGCUCGAACUCGAGGCUAGCACAGAGGGCUGGAUGUGCGACCGAGGCCAGGCGUAGCGGAAGACGUGGAUUAGGCGGAGUGCGGCGCAUUGCUAUUGUUGGUCAUCGGCGCCGCGGUAACCUCGCUUCCCACUAUCCUCUCUCCUACUCCGUGCCGGCCGGCGGAUUCCGUCGGAUUGAAGAAGGCGUCACAUCGACGUUAAAAAUUCGGUUCGCUCGUGGCACACCGACCCCUUCUCCCAUAUCGAUAGAUGAAUUUCUUUUGGACAUUUUAACGAGCACCAUACUGGUGAGUAGGUGACGUUGGAUUCAGAUGGUUUGCUACCAGAUUAUUUGAGCCACAGGUCCUCGUUACCAAGGCACGAAGGGGAAUCCUGGUUGCAUUGAAAAAUAAGAGAAACAUAUUCCUUUGAGUUAUAUUUGACAAAAAUUAGUCAAAUCAAUGUCAGGCCGUGGUGCUUCUGAUGUACUGAGGCUUGCAUCGGUUGGUAGACGGCUCCUAUUGCAUGUUUUCGGUGAUAGUGUAUCAUGUUCAACUGUGGCGACGGGAAGAGGUGCAUUUUCUCCUGAUUGGCUUCACUCAGCCUUGCAAAAGCGAUCAAUGGCAAAGAGUCGACGGGUCCAGGACAGAAGCAAGAAGAAGCGGGUGCAUGAUCUUGAAGUUGUCACGGAAUGCUGGAAGGUUGCUUCGAAGGUGUUGGUCAUAAUGGAGGUUUUGAAGAAAGAGCCCGAACAAGUAAUACCACUGAAGCGGUUGGAGCAGUAUCGGCAGCAGAUCAGUCUGAGUAAGCCCCAUAAAGUCGAGGACUUCAUCCGCAAAUCGCCCAAGCUGUUCGAGAUCUACAGGGACAAGAAGGGAGUGCUAUGGUGCGGACUUACGGAGCAAGCCGAGGAGCUCGUAGAAGAAGAGGCUAGGCUUCUGGAAGAGCAUUCGGAGAAGGCAGUUGAGCAUGUUACGAGGCUCCUGAUGAUGUCUGUGGAUAAAAGGCUUCCUGUCGAUAAGAUAGUACAUUUUCGGAGAGACAUGGGCCUUCCGUAUGAUUUCAGGACGAAGUGGAUUCAUAUGUUCCCUGACCACUUCAAAGUCAGGAGAAUAGAAGAUGAUGAGUAUUUGCAACUCACAGCAUGGAACCCUUCUUGGGCAGUUACAGAGAUAGAGAAGAAAGCUGUGGCAACAGGAAUUAUCUCAGAGCCACCAGGGGAGCCUGGAGUUCUUUGUCUGCCUUUUCCAAUGAAGUUUCCACCAAACUAUGGUAAGGUCUUUAGACAUGGUGGACGAAUUGAGCAUUUUCAGAAGAGGUCAUACCUGUCACCUUAUGCUGAAGCAAGAGGACUAAUGCCUGGAUCACAGGAAUUUGAUAAAAGGGCAGUAGCCAUUAUGCAUGAGAUAUCGAGUUUUACCAUUGAAAAGAGGCUUGUCACCGAUCACCUCACGCACUUUCGGAGGGAAUUUGUAAUGCCUCAAAAGCUAAUGCGGCUUCUUCUGAAACACUUUGGCAUUUUUUACGUUUCUGAAAGGGGUAAGCGGUUUAGUGUCUUUCUGACAGAAGCAUAUGAUCGUUCGGAGUUGAUAGACAAAUGCCCUUUGGUGCUUUGGAAGGAAAAAAUUCUCAGACUUACUGGUUAUAGAGGGAGGAGGAAGAGAAUAAACAAUUAUAGUGAUUUCUCUGAUUCUAAGGAUGAUUUGAUCGAGGGGAAUCAUGACAAUAGAAGUAGUUUGAUGGAAGUUGAGGAUGGAGAGAUCUUUGGUACGAUGGAUGAUUCUUCCAUUAUAGAUGAAUCCGAGAUGGAUGUCGGAGAGGUAAAGGAGGCAUAUGAAGAUUGA